Gryllus bimaculatus (two-spotted cricket) is the source of this 1107-nucleotide messenger RNA. Lineage: Eukaryota; Metazoa; Arthropoda; Insecta; Orthoptera; Gryllidae. The record is from the annotation of a GenBank genome assembly.
AUGCCGGAGAGGGCGGUCAGUGGCGGGCGGGGAGGAGCGGGGCGCCGUCAAAAGACAGCGCUGUCGCGUCGCCGGAGCCGCGCGAUCGCCGGGCCUUUGAUGGGCCGCGCUCCGGGGAAGCGAAGGCGGCAGCGCCCGCCCAGCGGCGUCGCGCGAGGGGCAGCAUUACCCAUCCGAAACGGACGGGACCCAAUCAGCGGGGCAAUUUGCGGCCUCGUCGCCGGCCGCACAGCCCGAUGCCGCCUCCCGAUCCGACGCGACGCGACGACGGCCGCGUCGCGCCUCGCCGUCAACUCUCGUUUAAAAGCCCAGAAUGAUUUCUACCAUUCACUGUUCAAAACAACACCUGCUCACUCAGAUCUGAUACUUAGCUGCGGAGAUAUAGAGGGCUUGUACUUAACCGAGUUAAUGAUUGGUGAGCAAAGAACUAAUGAUGUUGCAAGUUCAGACACAUUCAAAUAUUUAGUCAAUUUUGUUCACAAAUUGCAGAGAAAUAGGUUGCGAACAAUUCAGAUAAAACAUUAUCACCUAACAUAUCACCAACAUAAGACUUUUAUUGACCGAGUGAGGGAACUUUUGCGCGCAAGUACUCUUUUAAAUGAAAAUGACUUCCAUAAUAAACUCAUUGUGCCGAUAAUUUUACAUAAGUUGCAAGAGAGGACGGUAAUUAAGCAGAAUGUCGAUAAAGUUGAUGAACACGUUCCCCCUAAAGAGCUGCGAGAAAAGGGGUACGAGGUUCCGUGCUCACUUCUACCCCAACCAUCUACCUCACCGCUUCCAAACGACUUUUCUCUUCAUCAAAAACGUUCUGGGAAAAUUAAAGAAUGUUCCGAAUAUCAGUUUUUGCUUUUGAAGAGGAUCGUCCAAUUAAAAAUUGCUAACGAAGUUGUGGUGCCUCUUCAGUCUCCUCCCGACCCAUCAGCUUGUUCUUCUCGCGACAAGCAUCGGAACUUCCCGACUUCAUUCCGUAUCUUGGGCGUUACGUCACAGAAAUCAACAGCCCGACCACAACGUCAGAAGCCAAUGAUGAACGAAGUUAAUCUUCAAUACUUGCAUGCACACUGGCGCGUGCGAACUAGCACUCCGCUAUUCUUGAAACACGAUUAA